CCGCGGACAACCAACUUACCAAACUCGACCAACCCAUCAACCAACCACUUCUACAUAAACAGCAAGCUCUAAUCUUCAACCUCUUCAAGAUGAGAGCCUACAUUUACGACGAGGAGUCACAACUUUCACCCCAAGACGAGCACGAAUCGAGCCAGUCCGUUUCAAAACAAGAAUUGGAAAAACUUGGUGUGCUUUACUGGUCGAUUGACUCUAUCGAUCAAGUCAAUUCAAUCGCGAUUCAACGGGAUUAUAAAAAUCGUGACCAGAUAAUUUGCAGUCCCCAAGCAAUGGGAGAUAUCUAUCAACAGAAAUUGGACACCUUCUUUGAGGAACAUCUUCAUGAAGAUGAAGAAAUCAGAUGGGUAGUUGAGGGCAGUGGCUAUUUUGAUGUCAGAGAUCAAACCGAUCAACGUUGGGUACGGAUCAAGGUCGAAAAAGGUGAUCUUCUGGUUCUUCCUCCAGGGAUCUUCCAUCGAUUUACAGUGGAUAAGGAUAAUUACAUCAAAGCGAUGAGGCUAUUUAAAGAUGAACCCAAAUGGGUAGCACUCAAUCGGUCUACGGAGAGCGAAAGCAAUCCGUAUCGAAAGGCCUAUAUUGAGCAAGUCGGCAAAGCUAUGACCAUGGGUGCCUUUUGAAAAAUCCAGUGUUGCACUUGAAAUGUGGAUUUUUUGAACCAAUACCUACACACUUGGAAAGGAGCGUAAAACUGAUCACCUAUCCUCGGAAGCUGCUUCUCAAUGUACUUGUAUUUCUUGUAUAGGUGAUAUGACGUCAACAUGUAUAUCAAAACACAAGUGAAAUCUAAGACUCCGGAUCAUUGUCCACUUGCACUUCACAGAAUGGAUGCAUGCUUGUACCUAAGAAGGGUUUCAAUUUGAUCGUUCCCCGCAGGUAAUGAUGUUUAACUGGAAGCAGGAAUCGUGAGCCUGGCCAAGCCGAACCGUACUCAUACAAUGCAUGGCUCCCACGCAUA
Molecule: messenger RNA, 973 nt
Organism: Puccinia graminis f. sp. tritici CRL 75-36-700-3
Lineage: Eukaryota; Fungi; Basidiomycota; Pucciniomycetes; Pucciniales; Pucciniaceae
Exons: 8
Coding region: 90-635 (181 amino acids)
Molecular function (GO): acireductone dioxygenase [iron(II)-requiring] activity
Source: RefSeq, a predicted model, not a curated record